Molecule: messenger RNA, 2510 nt
Organism: Homarus americanus (American lobster)
Lineage: Eukaryota; Metazoa; Arthropoda; Malacostraca; Decapoda; Nephropidae
Product: glutamate receptor ionotropic, delta-1-like
Exons: 18
Coding region: 258-2510 (750 amino acids)
Biological process (GO): monoatomic ion transport
Cellular component (GO): membrane
Molecular function (GO): glutamate-gated receptor activity
Source: RefSeq, a predicted model, not a curated record
GCAGACAGUACUCACGAGGCAGGUUCUCAUCACGACUCCCAGGACACAGUACUCACGAGGCAGGUUCUCAUCACGACUCCCAGGACACAGUACUCACGAGGCAGGUUCUCAUCACGACUCCCAGGACACAGUACUCACGAGGCAGGUUCUCAUCACGACUCCCAGGACACAGCACUCACCAGGCAGAUACAUAAUACUGCAUUCAAGGGAGUGUUGGUGGGAGGAGAUAUCCGUGUUUUGGUCGGUUAGAGUGCAAGAUGCAGGAGUCGGGGCUGACAUCUGCUGUGCCUACUGACCGUUGCCUGUUAGUGGCCGUCUCACAGUGGCCGCCCUAUGUGAUGGGGAACUUCCCGGACUAUACAGGCGCCUCUAUCGAUAUCUUUAAAGUCAUUCAGAAGAAACUUGGAUUCUGCUACGAGUUCAUGCGUCCUCCUGAUGGCCUGUGGGGGGCUCCUCUCCGUAAUGGCUCCUGGUUCGGCAUGAUGGGAAUGAUGCAGCGCAAGGAAGCGGACAUGGCAAUCGGACCGUUCGGGGUGACACUGUCCCGAUCGUCGGUGGCCGACUUUAGCGUCCCGAUUUUGUCGACCGAUCACACCAUCUUUUAUCCCCGGCCGCUGGUCGAGCCCGACCUGCUAGGCUUCACCAAGGCUUUCACUCUCACCGUGUGGGCGGCGGUGUUGGCCAGCCUGGUGGUAGUCACGGCAGCAGCCCUCAUCUGUCACUUCAUCUCACCGCCCAGAGGAAAACGUGAACCAGUUGAGGGGGCUGAAGAUGUCUCAGCCCUCACCUCUCACCCAGCCCCCCACGACAGACUCUCAUGGUUAUGGGGCUACAUGGUUCUUCUCGGUCAAGUGUUGUUGAAGAGGAAGAGUGGAGCAGGAGAGAGAGUGGUGGUAGCAGUGUGGCUUCUCGCGUCCCUCAUCUUGGCGGUGGUGUACAAGAGUAACCUCAAGGCUUUACUCAUCGUCCCUAAGGUGAGGAUCCCCUUCGACUCCCUGGAAGAGUUGGUCACCCAGGACGAGAUGAAGUGGAACUUCCCUAAGGGCUCCAUCGUGCAAAGCUUCUUCGAGGCGGCCUACGCGGAGAACGCCACCUCUACCAUGGGUCUUGGGUGGGCGGGGCAUUACAAUCUCCUCCUUCUACCCAGGUCGAGCAUCCCUAGUGCCUUGAGUGGUGUAGCAGGUCUACUCACUCGUCACUCUUCUAUAUACAUGAUGGCACAAGACUUCUCACAGCGAGGGUUGUGUCGGCUGGCGAUCACAAGGGGAGGCUUCAUGGCCGUACAGUAUAGUAUGGCCUUCCCUCUCAACUCCUCCCUCAGGCCCGUCGUCGACCAACUGAUCUACCAUAUGGGUGAGUUUGGUCUUUUGGAUAAGUACCUCCGGGCUGACAUAAGCAACACGACACACUGCCUCCAGCCUCCGGGACGAGAAGACUACCGCUCUGACCGUAAGCUGGCCAUUGGUGACUUCCUCGGUGUGUUCAGUCUCUACGCUGCUGGGGUGGUGGGGAGCGUGGUGGUGUUCCUGGUGGAGGUGGUGAGUGACCAUUGGUGGAGAUGUGCCAGGAAGGUGUCCUGGUUACAACCCUCGACGGGUUUGGGUUCAGGAGGGAGACGGUCACGGACCAGACACCUUCACCUUGUUGGUGCCAUCAACGGCGGUGGUCCUGACUGGCUCCGCCGGUCCUUAUGGGUGAAGUUCUUCACCAUAGUAACAGCGACCAGUAUAUUGGUAGGACCGACAGUGAGAAUAGAUGUCAGUCGACCAGUAACCAAGUCGGUCCUCCUCUCUAGGUCUUCAAACCAAGAGUUUUUAAAGGUAAUACUGUUCAUUAUAGACUUCCCCUUUGUUGUAGCUCCCAGGGGCUACACCUCGAGAUACUGUAGUGCAAAUAUUGUUAGAGUCUUCCAGGAAUUUCUUGCGGACUUCGCCUACUCGGAGGUGUUCGAGACAGCAGCUGCUCUUUUUCAGAGUUACUUGAUCUCCUCAUUGAGACAUUUGGUGAUGGCAGCCCAGCCACAAGUUGACGACGGAGCCCAUGACUUCUACCAACACAACGCCACAGUUUGUUACAACUGUACAUUUCUCGAAUUAGCCAGAACACAAGGGCCACGUCUUCUCGGCCAUCAGAACACAGGGGCCUCGUCUUCUCGGCCAUCAGAACACAAGGGCCUCGUCUUCUCGGCCAUCAGAACACAGGGGCCUCGUUUUCUCGGCCAUCAGAACACAAGGGCCUCGUCUUCUCGGCCAUCAGAACACAGGGGCCUCGUCUUCUCGGCCACAGAACACAGGGGCCUCGUCUUCUCGGCCAUCAGAACACAAGGGCCUCUUUUUCGGCCCUUAGAGCACUGGUACCUCCUCUUCUUGGCUAUAUUGGGACGAAGACCUCAUCUCCCUGGCCAUCAGAGGACUAUGACCACUCUAUAUGGCCAAAGGAGUAAAAGGACCUCAUCCCCACUGGUCGUCAGAUCACAAGGACCUCCACUCUGUGGCCAGCAGAACACCUAG